Molecule: messenger RNA, 3636 nt
Organism: Cladophialophora psammophila CBS 110553
Lineage: Eukaryota; Fungi; Ascomycota; Eurotiomycetes; Chaetothyriales; Herpotrichiellaceae
Exons: 1
Coding region: 1-3636 (1211 amino acids)
Cellular component (GO): nucleus
Molecular function (GO): DNA binding; ATP binding; chromatin binding
Source: RefSeq, a predicted model, not a curated record
AUGUCUGCCGACGACCCUCUGUCGCAGUCGGACGAUGAAUUGUUCAAUCCAAACUACAAGCUCGCCCACGAGACGGUCGAGACACUUCCACUCCGGAGACCCAAUAUGAGUGACGGCGACUCUGACGUCGAGACCAUGGCGAUCCUGUCUGUCCAUCGCCCCAGUGUGAAAUCUCAGAAUCUGCACUCGAUCCGACAGACGCAGCCAACACAAAUCAUUGAUCGAACCGCCGCUGCAAAUGGAAACAUGUCUUCCUCUCCUCCCAAGCCUGGCACCGUCCAGGUCACCGCUUCCUCUCCAAUGGCUGCACCCGAUACCCACCGGAAGCCCACUGGAAUCCUGGCAAGCGCCAUGGCACCGGCAGGGACGAUGUUCAGGAAACCAUAUCUUGUGCCCCAGCCUCGCCCCAUUCCCAUCACAAUCGACAGCGACGACGAUGGCCCCACCUACCGGGGAGGAUCAUCAGACAGCGAUGGCUCGGGCAUACGAUCGAACGAUAUCAAAACAUCUACAUUUGUGCGGAAGAAUAAGUCACCAGCCAAGAUUCCUGAAUCUCCGCAGGCGCAAAACAGCGGGUUUACUCGGUUCAUGGAAAUUACUUCACGGUCCAUGUUCAGAGGCUCACCAAACUCAACGUCGUCUGCUGGAUCGAACGGAGUGAAACGCUCUGCAGAUGUAAAUGCGAACGCUCACGGCAACGUCUCAAAGAGGCCUCGACAGACGGGACCCGCGCGUGCACUACCCGUGGUAUCAUCGUCGCUGGCCAAGCAACAACAAGAGAUGGACCUUGAUGAUAUCAGUGACUACCAGACCAGGGUGAAGGUCAAUCGAUUAGUGUCCAUGCUCAGUGCGGUAACCGUGAGAGAGUGUUAUGAGGUCCUGGUUUCAAAGAAAGGAGAUUACGAUGAAGCCGUCGAUGUGCUUCUUUUGAAGAGCGAGAAACGACAAUCUCAAAACAAGAACAGUAGAGUCGAUUUAACUGGUUCGGACGACGAGCUGAUGCCGACUCCCGCAGCCGGCAGGUCCGUCCCCCAACAUUCGAGUAUGAUAAGACAGCAGGCGAAGGCACCGCACAAGAGCAUUACAGAGAAAUGGAGCUCUACCCAGAAUAUCAGAAAGCCGUCCAAGUCAAUAGAUGUGUUCGAAACCCCUCCUCCGCAGAAGAAACGAACCUUGGUUCGUGGCAGGAAACAUUCUUCUUCACCUCCACCUGCGCCAGAAGAGGUUCCAAGCAAGCCCAAACGCGUCGUCACCGUUCAAUCGGAAGAAUCUGAUGCAGCCGCCCCAGCGGUCUCGUCGGAUGACGAGAGCAGAACGACCUUCCAAAGUCGUGUCCUUGAUCUGUUCAACACUUGUUCUGCGGCAGAUUUGGCAGAUAUUGCUUCCAUCAACCGCGACCUCGCCGAACACUUCUUGUCUAAACGACCCUUCAAGAACCUCAACGCCAUCAGGCAAAUUGAGGAUCCGAAAUUGAAGCCGGUCAAGACUAAACGGAAGACGGCUCCAACUGGUGACAGGAUCGUCGACAAGGUUGAGGAUAUGCUUGAGAGUUACGAAGCUGUUGACUACCUCGUCAAAAAAUGUCAAAAUCUUGCUAAGCCAUUGUCUGAUGAGAUGAAGAGUUGGGGGGUCAAAUUCACGGGUUCUCAAGACGGGGAGUUGGACAUGGCCUCCCUACAAGCCCCGCUGUCGAGCCAUGAUUCUGGUAUUGGAACACCUGUGAGUGACGACGAGGAGAUAAGGCGUUCGGGGUCGAAGAAAUUUAUCGGCCAGCCCUCAAUUAUGAACGACAACAUACAAAUGAAGGACUACCAAGUGGUGGGCUUGAAUUGGCUGAGUCUACUCUACAAGAAGGGGUUGAGCUGCAUCCUAGCUGAUGACAUGGGAUUGGGGAAGACUUGUCAGGUCAUUGCUUUUUUGGCCCACCUAUUCGAGCAAGGAAAGAUGGGACCACACCUUGUCGUGGUGCCUGCAGCGACUUUAGAAAACUGGCUCAAAGAGUUUCAGCGAUUUUGCCCAGCACUGAACGUCGAACCGUACUACGCGACAAGUCCCUCCGAGCGGCUGACGCUGAGAGAUUUUCUCGAGGAAAACCGCAAAGAAGUCAACGUUAUCGUCACUACUUAUACCAUCGCCAAAGGCAAAGACGAUGCUCCCUGGCUGAAAAGCUUCGGAUUCGACUGCACAAUUUACGAUGAGGGCCAUGUGUUGAAAAAUGCCGAUUCCCAAGUUGCCAGUAAAUUGGUAAAGAUACAAUGCAAUUUCCGCCUUUUGCUCACCGGAACCCCGUUACAGAACAACUUAAAAGAGCUCAUCUCCCUGCUCGCGUUCCUGAUGCCGGCUCUCUUCCGAGAGAAGGCGGAAGCGCUGAAGAACAUUUUCACCCACAAUUUCAAGGCGCUGGACAACAAUCACGAAAUGGUCCUAUCCGCACAAAGAAUUCAACGUGCGAAAAGCAUGCUCACCCCGUUCAUUUUGAGACGGAAAAAGCACCAAGUUCUUAAGGAUCUGCCUAAAAAAGAGCGAAGGGUAGAAUAUUGUGACUUGAGCCUUGAACAAUCUGAGCUCUAUCAGAUGUGGCUCGACAAGGCCUACGAUAUUCGUGGAAGGCGGGAGAGGGGUGAAAACGUGAGCCAGGAAUCUACAAAUAUCCUGAUGAAAUUGAGAUUCGCCGCCAUUCACCCAUUCCUCUUCCGGCGUCUCUAUCCUGAUAAACAGCUGCCUGUCAUUGCAAAACAAUGCUUGAGGGUGGAUCAAUGGCGCGAAUCAAAUCCCGAUCUCAUUUUCACUGAACUUCUUGAAUAUAGCGACAUGGAAAUUCAUACUUUGUGCGAUAAGCAUACGCAGCUUCGCCGCUUCGCACUGAACGGCGACGAGUGGCGAGCAAGCGGCAAAAUCCAGAAGAUGGUCGAACUUUUGCAUAAGUUCAUUUCUGAAGGCCACAGGACGUUGAUAUUUAGCCAGUUUGUCAUGGUCCUCGACAUUCUUGAGUUGGCCCUCGAGCGUGAGGGUAUCAGCUCGUUCCGACUUGAUGGUGCCACGAAAGUUUCAGAGCGACAAGACCUGAUCGAUGAGUUCUCUGCCGAUGACAAUGAUACGCCUGUCUUCAUGCUCAGCACUAAGGCAGGCGGAGCCGGUAUCAAUCUCGCCAAAGCGAACAAAGUCAUCAUUUUCGAUAGUGGCUUUAACCCGCAAGAUGAUAUUCAAGCCGAGAACCGGGCACACCGCAUCGGGCAAAAGAAAGACGUCGAAGUCAUUAGGUUGAUUUCUCGUGGCACUGUGGAAGAGCAGAUCUAUGCCAUGGGUCUUACGAAGCUGAAGCUUGAUGAACAAGUCGCUGGUGAUGGGGAAGAACAGCCUCCGAGGAAGGACAGUGAGGAGACCGAAAAGGAGGUAGAGGGCCGGAUGAUCGUCGAGGAGAUGUUCUUCAAGAAGAUCGAUGUCGAACCCAUGGAGAAGGUCAAGGCCGAGGUCGCUAGCCCUGUCAAGCAAAGAUCAGACUGGCCUUCAUCAGCACCAGAGCGAGUGGAUGUGGAUGUGGAAGAGGGCCGCAAAGUCCGCCGUGGCCGAAAGGGGAGCGUCGACUUGCCAACUCGUUCAAGAGUUCGUGGGGCAACAGUGAGAACCGAGAAUUGA